GAUGCGUGUGGAGGCGGAGCCGCGCGCUUUGCUCCAGGUCGCAGAGGGAUUUGGAGAAAGAUAUGUCCUCCUAGCGCAGGGACAAGUCCGUCGAUUUAUCCUUCAGGAAGGGUCUGUCUGGCGAGGAUGACAGGAUUUUAUUUACUGGAAGCAAAAUAAGAUUUAACUGAAUAAUGUCAGUUUGACUUUCAAUAAUUUAUCUAAACGUUUUCUGGAUUAUGUGUUGCCAGUAGCAGCAUAACUUCUUCAUACAGGCAGAUUCCAUUGAGUCUACAAGCACCUGACUCGCUGAGCACUACACCCUGGCUUCAACCCUUCACCAGUCCAAGGUCAAGGACCGGAUAACAUCUGUCAACAUUUUCUGGUUGGCGGACACAGAGGAGAACCCGAAACACACCCAGCCCUGAGGACAAGUAGACUACGCGACACACCCUGCCCUGAGGACAACUCCAGAAAUACUACAUUUUAAUUUAGACCAGGACAGACUACAACCAGGCCCCACACACAAACACACUCUGGAAACCAAACGACCUGGUGGUGCUGGUGCCUAGCCUCACCCAGUUAAUAACAAUGGUCUGGUCUGUUCCAAUCUGAUUGACACAUACUGACUGUCUGGCUGGUUUGGGUGUUUUGUGACGCUCCUCUAUACGUUCAUCAUCAUUGUAUCUGAUUUUGAAGAGCUGACAUGCACCUGACUGUGUGAAGUUGAGCCCUCGACUGCCAAGGACCACUUAGACUACUGACCUCGUAAGGGCCGUGUGUGCUCACUGGUCGCUUGUGUGGUGGUCGAUCAUGGGUAAGGAGCAGGACCUCCUGGUGGCAGUGAAGAGUGGAGACAUCCUCCUGGCCCACAAACUCCUGGCCAAGGUCACAUACAACAAAACCAAGUUGCUGGGCUCCACAAAGAGGCUCAACAUCAACUAUCAGGACUUAGAUGGGUUUUCAGCAUUACACCAUGCAGCUCUAACAGGCACCACUGAGCUGCUGUCACUAUUACUGGAGGCUCAGGCCACUGUGGACAUCAAAGACAUUAAUGGUAUGCGUCCGCUACAUUAUGCAGCGUGGCAGGGUAAAGCUGACUCUGUGUUGCUGCUGCUGAGAGCUGGAGCCUCUGUUAACACACUGUCACAGGACGGACACAUACCUCUACACCUGUCUGCACAGUACGGACACUACCAGGUGUCUGAGAUGUUACUCCAGCACCAGUCUAAUCCCUGUCUGGUGAACAAGGCCAACAAGACUCCUCUGGACCUGGCCUGUGAGUUUGGCAGACUCGAGGUUGCUCAAUUGUUACUGAACAGCAACAUGGUGGUAGCUCUGUUGGAGGGGGAGGGGCUAGACGGUUUAGACAAUGCCUCCUCCAACACGCCCCUUCACCUGGCCGCUCGCAACGGACACAAAGACAUCAUCAGGGUGCUACUGAAGGCUGGUAUAGACAUCAACAGAAUGACUCAGGCUGGCACCUGUCUGCACGAGGCUGCCCUCUACGGCAAGACUGAAGUAGUGUGUCUGCUGCUGGACGCCGGUAUUGAUGUGAAUCUGCGUGACACCUACAACCAGACAGCCCUGGACAACGUCAACCAGUUCACCACCUCAUCAGCCAGCAAGGACAUCAAGAUAAUACUACGAGAAGCGUUAGGGUCUCUCCAGGUGAGAGCUGUGAAGGACUACUGGAACCUUCAUGACCCUACAGCCCUCAACCUCCGUGCUGGAGACCUCAUCAUGGUGUUGGAGCAGCACACGGACGGGCGGUGGAAAGGUCAUAUCCAUGACAACCAGAGAGGAACGGACCGGGUCGGAUACUUCCCUCCGUCUGUAGUGGAGGUCAUCAGCCAGAGAACAGGGGGUUCUGUCUCGUGUCAGGUCUCGUUACCAAGCCAACGGCAGCAGCACUUCCUGUCAAGAGUUCCUCCCACCAGUAUUGGCUCCGCCCCCCAGAUUGAGGACUCCUACGCCUUGUACUAUGACCACGCAGCAGGAGACCGGAACAGUGUUGGCAGUGCAAGCAGCAGUGCAGGCAGCAGUGCAGGUAGUGUGGGCAGCAGUCGUAGUGCUGGCAGCGGGCAGAGCUCAGAGAACGGCUUCGGACCGAAUGGGACGCACAAGCUGGCUCCCUCUGUUGGUGAGUCCAGAGAACAGCAGUUUCCCUCUGCAGGACCAGACCCCAGCAAACAACCUGAUGGACAUACAGGUGGUCAGAGUCGUCAAGUCAGUGGUGGUACUCGUUUGGAGGAGCAGAGUGGCUUCAUGUGUCCAGACAUGGUCCUGGUGGGCAGCGACUCUGAGGCCAUCUACCAAUGGCUGUGUGAGUUCCAGCUGGAGAGCUACACUGCUAACUUCCUCACAGCAGGAUACGAUGUACUUACUGUCAGUAGGAUGACCCCAGAGGACCUGACUGCCAUCGGUGUGACCAAACCAGGCCACCGAAAGAAGAUCUCCAUGGAGAUAGGCAACCUGAACAUCCCAGAGUGGCUGCCUGACUACGUCCCUUCUGAGCUGUCAGAGUGGUUGCGUGCGAUCGGUCUCCCUCAGUACCAGAAGAGACUGUGUGAGAAUGGUUAUGACACCAUCAGCAUCGUCAAGGAUAUCACCUGGGAGGACUUAUCAGAGAUAGGAAUCACCAAGCUGGGUCAUCAGAAGAAGCUGAUGUUAGCCGUGAAGCGUUUAUGUGACCUGCAUCGUUCUCGUCACCAUGCCAACGGCUCCGACACGCUCCGGCAUAAACCUACCACGGUGGCUAUUGAGCCCCCCGAGAUCCCCUACGACUGCUGCCCCCUUUCCCCUCACACCCCCAGGACACCCUUCCCCUCAUUCCAUGACAGCGAGCUGAGCACAGAGGUACAGAACACCAUGAUGGGGAGGGCAGCAGGAGGAGGAGUGGAGAGAGGGGGGUUUGGGAUGGGUGUGAGGGAGAGCAUUAGCCAGGAGAGCAUCGGAACGUGCUCCCGCGGAUCUGGGAAUUCUGGAAAAUCGGGGAAUUUUACGGGAUAUUCCCAAGAGCUUCACCAACAGACUCUGGCAUCGGCUGGAGUGCACAGUCGCUCGGACGAAAGCUUGGGAGGAGGGGGAAGGAGACAGGGGGGAGGAGGUAGUCCAGGGAGAGACCGACAGAGACUCACAGAGGUGUGGCCAGACCAGAAGCGCCACCCCCAGCCACCCACUAAACUACCCAUCACCCCCCUCACCCCUCCUCUCACCCCCAGCUCGAUGCCCCGCUUCGCCUACCCAGCCGUGCAUAGUAAACCCAAACCUUGCAAGACCCCUGCCCACCCCCACCCCUUCUCCUCUCCCCAGGCCUCCCCCACACAGAGGGCCUUCAACUACCUCCACACCCAGGAAGGAGGAACCUAUAUGUGCCAACGUGGUCUACCCAAGCCCCAGGCUGGAGCAAUCCCCCUCCCAGGACAAGGCCUCAACACAGAGGCUCUCAAGAAACGCACCCAGAGUCUGUCCCGCUACGCCCUGUCAGAUGGGGAACCGGAAGACGACGAGUCAUCGCUGCAGGAAUCCGUCCCUCCGGUGACCAUGCCCUCGUACGCAACACUAGGACGCAAAACAGGCUGCGGCCAAUCAAAUUCCUCCGCCGUCCAACGCCACAUCAGCCGGAGCCACUCAUUCGCUGUCCGCUCUCGCCGCAAAGGCCCGCCCCCACCGCCACCUAAGAGGAUGAGCUCGGUGAGUGGCAGCCAGGCCAGUGAAUCAGGAGUGGCAGUAGUGUCAGAGCAGGUGGAGGUGGGAGGGGUGGAGACAGAGAGUGCAGGCAGUGUGAGAAGCAUCGCAGCCAGGCUACAGGGGUCCAGGCCCGGGGGCAGCCCCUCUAAGGGGGUAGCGUUACCCUCCCCUCGCACCCCCACCCUCGCCUCCCACAAACCUGUACCCGCUCUGGGGCUGGGAGGCCUGAGGAGGAUGGGUGGCGAGCGGAGGGAUAGAGAUGGAGGGAUAGAGAAAAGCCCAGAAGAGGAGGAGAGAGUGCAGAAGGAUGGUUCAGUAUUGGAAAACUCUACAUCACCUCAGAGUAGCUCCAAGGAGAACCUCCCUUUUGCGGAGGAGGGCAACCUCACCAUCAAACAGCGGCCCAGGAUGGGAGCAGGCUUCCGGUCAGACCCUGAAAUCCAACCCCAGGCUUCUCCAGAAGACCCAAAAAUGCAGGCCCCAAAGUCCUUGGGGGUCCCUGAGUUCAACCUCAAAGAGUCGGACACGGUCAAACGACGGCGUCAGCCCAAAGACCGGGAAACACACACACUGGACGACGGACACACACAGCCACACACACACAGCCGGUCCAACGGCUUCCACACACACACAAACGGAGACAAGCAAGAGGAGGAAGCAGGUGUGAAGUCAGGGAGCUGUUUACAGAGAACAGAAUCGACAGGGAAAUGCCAGAAACCACCCCUGUCCUCCAAACCAACCAGCCCUGUCCUCAAACCUGUCCUCACCCCUAUACCAGCCACUCAACAGAAGACAGCGACAGGCAGCACACAGAACCAUAUAACAUCCAGUCAAAAUACACACACAACCACCUGUAUACCAGGCAAUCCACAGAAACCAGUAACAGCAACCAAAGCAGGCAUUCAGCAGAGAACAGUAACAUCCAGGCCAACGAAUCAGAUGCCUGCUACUGUCUCUGCCUCUACACUUCCCCAGCUCAGCUCAUCCAUAACCUCAGCCCCUACAGCCCAGGCAACCCGCGCUUCAUCCUACCGCACCUUGGUGCCUCCAGGCCAGGCAGGGAGAGCAGGAAAGGCCCAGGCUGGUGAGGCCUGCUCGGAGGUGUUGGUUCAGAGGAGGCUGGUUGAGACCAACACGUCACUGGAGGCAGCGCUGAAAGUUGUAGAGAGAAAAACGUCUCAGGAUGACUGCACUGACGGUGGCAGCAGCACAGUGAAAGCAGCAGGGAAUAUCCUGGAUGACAUCGGCAACAUGUUUGAUGACCUCGCCGACCAACUGGAUGCCAUGUUGGAGUAAAUACCUCCUCUUCACUCAAGGCAACCUGAAUAGGACCCGUAGGAUUGGGUUGCAAAUUGCACCCUCUUCCCUAUAGAGCCCUGGUCAAAAGAAGUGCACUAUAUAGGGAAUAGGGGGCCAUUUGGGAUGCAUCGCUUGAAUUGAUUAGACUGAUGCACUGAUCUGCAUGUUUCAUAGGGUGGAUGAGAGAAAGUAGGAGCCGGGAGAGGAAGAGGGGGCAAGUGAAAGGGCGAAGAGGGGGCAAUGGGUUGAAGAGAGCAGUCACAAUGUGGAGAACCUCUGACUGCACUUGAAAGAGUGUGGAUAUCAUUAACACACACAUCGGGACUUGCCUUAACUGGAGCGCAUAACCCUGGAUCAAUGGUUUUGCUUGGCAAAAACAGCACAAUAACAAAUAACAAUUUACUGUGUUUUAUGACAUAGAGCACGGGUUUAUGACAUAGAGCACGGGUUUAUAACAUAGAGCACAGGUUUAUGACAUAGAGCACGGGUUUAUGACAUAGAGCACGGGUUUAUAACAUAGAGCACAGGUUUAUGACAUAGAGCACGGGUUUAUGACAUAGAGCACGGGUUUAUGACAUAGAGCACGGGUUUAUGACAUAGAGCACGGGUUUAUGACAUAGAGCACGGGUUUAUAACAUAGAGCACGGGUUUAUAACAUAGAGCACGGGUUUAUGACAUAGAGCACGGGUUUAUGACAUAGAGCACGGGUUUAUGACACAGAGCACGGGUUUAUGACACAGAGCACGGGUUUAUGACACAGAGCACGGGUUUAUGACACAGAGCACGGGUUUAUGACACAGAGCACGGGUUUAUGACACAGAGCACGGGUUUAUGACACAGAGCACGGGUUUAUGACACAGAGCACGGGUUUAUGACACAGAGCACGGGUUUAUGACAUAGAGCACGGGUUUAUGACAUAGAGCACGGGUUUAUGACAUAGAGCACGGGUUUAUGACACAGAGCACGGGUUUAUGACACAGAGCACGGGUUUAUGACACAGAGCACGGGUUUAUGACACAGAGCACGGGUUUAUGACACAGAGCACGGGUUUUAUGACAUAGAGCACGGGUUUAUGACAUAGAGCACGGGUUUAUAACAUAGAGCACGGGUUUAUGGCAUAGAGCACGGGUUUAUGACAUAGAGCACGGGUUUAUGACAUAGAGCACGGGUUUAUGACACAGAGCACGGGUUUUAUGACAUAGAGCACGGGUUUAUGACAUAGAGCACGGGUUUAUAACAUAGAGCACGGGUUUAUGGCAUAGAGCACGGGUUUAUGACAUAGAGCACGGGUUUAUGACAUAGAGCACAGGUUUAUGACAUGGAGCACAGGUUUAUGACAGAACAAGUGGCUUUGCUACAUCUUUGCUCUGAGCCAACCAGAUUUUACCACAAAGGGAAUACGGGUCCAUGUUUAACAUUUAUUGUAAAUUAUAUCAUAUUCUCGUCUUAAACAACCCAAUCUUAUGUUGUGUGUCAAUAUUAUUAACAUGAGACUCUUAAAUGUUACUGAAAACUGAGAUUUUGUUGUUUUUACGUUGCAUUUUUUUGUUUUACAAAGGGACCUAUUCUCUUCAAAAUAUACUAUACGUGAUGUUAGGAGUAACUAUGGUAAUUAGAAAAGUACUUUGUAAAUAAAUAAAUACAAGUUUUAUGAUAACAUGUAAUAUAUUCUGAACAAACGCAACUUUUUCAAAUCAAAAUGUAUUUGUCACAUGCGGCGAAUGGCAAUGUGAGUAGUCUGGGUAGCCAUUUGAUUAGCUGUUCAGGAGUCUUAUGGCUUGGGGGUAGAAGCUGUCUAGAAGACUCUUGGAUCUAGACUUGGCGAUCCGGUACCGCUUGCCGUGCGGUAGCAGAGAGAACCGUCUAUGACUAGGGUGGCUGGAGUCUUUGACAAUUUUCAGGGCUUCUUCUGACACCGUCUGGUAUAGAGGUCCUGGAUUGCAGGAAGCUUGGCCCCGGUGAUGUACUGGGCCGUUCGCUGGGAGAGGUUGUUGUCCUUGCACCACACGGUCAGGUGUCUAACCUCCCUAUAGGCUGUCUCAUCGUUGUCAGUGAUCAGGCCUACCAAUGUUGUCAUCAGCGAACUUAAUGAUGGUGUUGGAGUUGUGCCUGGCCGUGCAGUCAUUCCUUUUGUCCAGGGGUGAAAGGGCACUGUGGAGUGCCAAUAGAGAUUGCAUCAUCUGUGGAUCUGUUGGUGCGGUAUGCACAUUGGAGUGGGUCUAGGGUUUCUGGGAUAAUGGUGUUGAUGUGAGCCAUGAUCAGCCUUUCAAAGCCUUUCAUGUCUACAGACGUGAGUGCUACGGGUCUGUAGUCAGUUAGGCAGGUUACCAGUUGGUUAGCGCAUGCUCGGAGUACAAGUCUUGGUAAUCCGUCUGGCCCUGCGGCCUUGUGAAUGUUUACCUGUUUAAAGGUCUUACUCACAUCAGCUUCGGAGAGCGAAAUUACACAGCCAUCUGGAACAGCUGGUGCUCUCAUGCAUGCUUCAGUGUUACUUGCCUUGAAGCGAGCAUAGAAGUAGUUUAGGUCGUCUGGUAGGUUCAUGUCACUGGGCAGCUCUUGGCUGUGCUUGCGUUUGUAGUCUGUAAUGGUUUGCAAGCCCUGCCACAGUGCAGUAGGAUUAGAUCUUAGUCCUGUAUUGACGAUUUGCCUGUUUGAUGGUUCGUCGGAGGGCAGUGUGGGAUUUCUUAUAAGCUUCCGGGUUAGUCAUACUCUUUGAAAGGGGCAGCUCUCUCUUUAGCUGUUGCCUACAAUCCAUGACUUCUGGUUUGGGUAUGUAUGUAUGUACAGUCACUGUGGGGAUCACGUCCUGUAUGCACAUUUUUUAAAAGCCAGUGACUGAUGUGGCUGAAUAUUCAAGUCUGUACUAUCAAAACAUUCCUGUUGUUUAGCAUCUGCUUCUUCUGACCACCUUUUAAUAGACUGAGUUACUGGUGCUUCCUGCUUUAAUUUUUGCUUGUAAGCAAAAAUCCGGAGGAUAAGAAUUAUGGUCAGAUUUGCCAAGUGGAGGGCGAGCUUUGUACGCGUCUCUGUGUGUGGAGUAAAGGUGGUCUAGAUGUUUUCCCCCUCUGGUUGCACAUUUAACAUGCUGAUAGAAAUUAUGUAAAACCGAUUUUAAGUUUCCCUGCAUUAAAGUCCCCAGCUACUAGGAGCGCCGCCUCUGGAUGAGCGUUUUCCUGUUUGCUUAUGGCCGUAUACCCCUCAUUGAGUGUGGUUUUAGUGCCAGCAUCAGUCUGU
Oncorhynchus nerka (sockeye salmon) is the source of this 8205-nucleotide messenger RNA. Its product is annotated as caskin-2-like. The coding region runs from base 793 to 4968 and encodes 1391 amino acids. The record is from RefSeq and is a predicted model, not a curated record. NCBI's taxonomy places the organism in Eukaryota, Metazoa, Chordata, Actinopteri, Salmoniformes, Salmonidae. The transcript is spliced from 20 exons. Gene Ontology annotation, molecular function: protein binding.